Molecule: messenger RNA, 4206 nt
Organism: Procambarus clarkii (red swamp crayfish)
Lineage: Eukaryota; Metazoa; Arthropoda; Malacostraca; Decapoda; Cambaridae
Source: RefSeq, a predicted model, not a curated record
AUGUACAAGAAUAAAGGUCAUGUUAAGAACAGAAACGAGACAGAACACAAGACAAUGGUCAAGAGUAAAGAACGGGAGAAGAACACGAGCGAUAAAGAGGUUAAAGAAGAACAAAAUAACAAGAGUCGGAAUAGAAAUGACAAGAACGAAGACAAGUCAAAAACGAAUGGAAAUAAAAGGAAAACAAGAGCAAAACAUCGGGAAGGAAUAAACAAGAAAACGGCCAAAACAAAAGAAAACACAGAAAAUGUCAAAACUAAGAAUAAUAAAGAACACAACAACCAAACAGAGAACAAGCAAAUGAAAAAUAAAGAGUUUCCUAAAGAGAAAAAGAAUAAAAACAAAGGAAUUGGCAUUAAGAAAACAGAACAAGAAAAACAUGAAGAGAUUAGGGGAAAGAGCAGACGGAAAGGAGACAAUAAGAAAAGACGUAAAGGAAAAAACAACAACACAAGAAAGAUGAAACAAACAAAUUACUUAAAGGACGAAGAGAAGAUGAACCAAAUACAAUUGGAAAAGAAGAGAAACAAAGACAUUACUCAGAUAAAACGAAAGAGGAACAAUAAAAAGGAAACAAUAAUAGAGAAGAGGACGAGAGGCAGAGGAACAACUAACAACCACAAAGGAACAAACAAAAGCAGUAAACAAAGACAAAAAGGAACAAGAAAAAUAAACGCGUCUAAAACGAGGAAAAAGAAGAGGACAAUCAAGAAGAAUAACGGACGAAGUGAAGAGAUCAAGAAAUAUAUAAACAAUAAGAUAUCGAAGGAAAGUGAGAGAAAUAAGGAGAAUAAGACAAAUAAAGAGAAUAAGAGAAAGAAUAAAAAUAACCGAAAAAAAGGAAAUACAAUAAAUAAAAGAAAUACCAAUAAAGAAAAUAUUAGAAAUAAAAAUAAUAUGAAGUACAGCAGUGUUCAGGUGAAUAAGGAAAAGAAUAGUCAGAAGAACAAGCCUGGAACCUCCAGCGAAAUGAGCAAGGCUGGAACUUCCAAGAAUAAGAGCAAGGCUGUAACUUCCAGAAAGAAGAACAAGGUAGAAACCUCCAAUGAGAAGAACAAGUCUGGAACCUCCAGUAAGAAACAUAAGGCUGGAGCCUCCAGGGUGAAGAGUAAAUCAGUAGCCUCUAGGAAGAAGAGCAAGUCUGAAGCUUCCAAUAAAAUUAGCAAGACUGGAGCCACUAGGAAGAAGAGCUCGGCUGGAAGCUCCAGGAAGAAGAGCUCAGCUGGAAGCUCCAGGAAGAAGAGCUCAGCUGGAAGCUCCAGGAUACAAACGAAUGGCAGGAAAAUCAAGGCUGGAGCUUCUAGUAAGAAUAAGAAGUUCAGGAAGGGCAAGAUUGGAGCCUCCAGUAAGAAUAAAAAUGCCAGGAAGGGCAAGACUGGAGCCACUAGGAAGAAGAGCAAGGCUGCCACCUCCAAUAAGAACACAAAUGCUGGAGCCUCCAGGACGAAGAGUAAGGUUGAAUCCUCCAGUAAGAAGACCAAGGCUGCAGCCUCCAUAAAAAAGAGCAAGGCUGAAUCCACCAGGAAGAAGAGCAAGGUUCGAGCCUACUGGAAGAAGAACAAGGCUGGAACCUCCAGAAAGAAGAGCAAGGUUGUAGACUCCAAUGAGAAGAACAAGGCUGGAACCUCCAGUAAGAAACGUAAGACUGGAACCUCCAGGAAAAAGAGUAAGGCUGGAGCCUCCAAGAAGAUGAACAAGGCUGGAGCCUCCAGGAAGAAGACCAAGGCUGAGGCCUCCAGGAAGAAGAGUAAAGCUGGAGCCUCCUGGAAAAACAGCGAGGCUGUAAACUCCAGUAUGAAGAGCAAAGCUCCAACCUCAAAUGAUAAGAGCAAGGCUUUAACUUCCAAGAAGAAGAGCAACGCUAGAGCCUUCAAUAAGAAAAGUAUGACUGGAACUUCCAGGACAAAGAACAAGUCUGGAGCCUCAGGGAAUAAGAGCAAGGCUGGAGCCUUCAAUAAAAAGAGCAAUGCUGAAGGCUCUGGGAAGAAGAGGAAGGUUGGAGCUUCCAAGAAGAAGAACAAGGCCGGUGCCUCCAGGAAGUCUAAGAAGAACAGAAAGGGCAAGGCUGAGGCCUCCAUGAAGUCUAAGAAGUACAAGAAGGGCAAGACUGCAGCUUCUGUUAAGUCUAAGAAGGCCAGGAAGGGCAAGGGACGUGCCUCCAGAAAGUCUAAGGAGAAAAUUAAGGGCAAGGCUGGGGCCUCCAGGAAGUCUAAGAAGGAGAGGAAGGGCAAGGCUGGGGCCUCCAGGAAGUCUAAAAAGGGCAGGAAGGGCAAGGCUGGAGCCUCUAGGAAGUCUAAGAAGAGGAAGGGCAAGGCCGCAGCUUCCAGGAAGUCUAAGAAGGACAGGAAGGGCAAGGCUGCAGCUUCCAGGAAGUCUGAGAAGGACAGGAAGGGCAAGGCUGCAGCUUCCAGGAAGUCUGAGAAGGACAGGAAGGGCAAGGCUGCAGCUUCCAGGAAGUCUAAGAAGGACAGGAAGGGCAAGGCUACAGCUUCCAGGAAGUCUAAGAAGGACAGGAAGGGCAAGGCUGCAGCUUCCAGGAAGUCUAAGAAGGACAGGAAGGGCAAGGCUGCAGCUUCCAGGAAGUCUAAGAAGGACAGGAAGGACAAGGUUGCAGCCUCCAGGAAGCCUAACGACAGAAAGGGCAAGACCACAACCUCCAGGAAGUCUAAGAAGGACAGGAAGGGCAAGGCUGCAGCUUCCAGAAAGUCUAAGAAGGACAGGAAGGGCAAGGCUGCAGCUUCCAGAAAGUCUAAGAAGGACAGGAAGGGCAAAGCCGCAGCUUCCAGGAAGUCUAAGAAGGACAAGGUUGCAGCCUCCAGGAAGCCUAACGACAGAAAGGGCAAGACCACAACCUCCAGGAAGUCUAAGAAGGACAGGAAGGGCAAGGCUGCAGCUUCCAGAAAGUCUAAGAAGGACAGGAAGGGCAAGGCUGCAGCUUCCAGAAAGUCUAAGAAGGACAGGAAGGGCAAGGCUGUAGCUUCCAGGAAGUCUAAGAAGGACAGGAAGGGCAAGGCCGCAGCUUCCAGGAAGUCUAAGAAUGACAGGAAGGGCAAGGCCGCAGCUUCCAGGAAGUCUAAGAAGGACAGGAAGGGCAAGGCCGCAGCUUCCAGGAAGUCUAAGAAGGACAGGAAGGGCAAGACUGCAGCUUCCAGGAAAUCUAAGAAGGACAGGAAGGGCAAGGCUGCAGCUUCCAGGAAGUCUAAGAAGGACAGGAAAGGCAAGGCUGCAGCUUCCAGGAAGUCUAAGAAGGACAGAAAGGGCAAGGCUGCAGCCUCCAGGAAGUCUAAGAAGAACAAGAAGGGCAAGGCUGGAGCAUCCAGUAGGAAGAACAUGGCUGGAGCCUCUAGGAAGAAUAAGAAGGGCAGGAAGAACGAGGCUAGAGCCUCUACUAGGAAGAACAAGAAUGAAGCCUCCAGGAAGAAUGAGAACGCCAGGAAAAACAAGGCUGGAGCCUCCAGGAAGAAUAAGAAGGCCAAGAAAGGCAAAGCUGGAGCCUCCAGUAGGAAGAACAAGGCUGGAGCCUCCGUGAAGAAUAAGAAGGGCAAGGCUGGAGCCUCCAGAAAGAAUAAGAAGGACAAGGCUGGAGCCUAUAGAAAGAAUAAGGCCUGGAAAGGCAAGACCUCCUGGAAAGGUAGGGCAGGAGGUCCCCUGUGUGUAAAGACCAUGGAAGCUUGUAAGAGGUAUGGCGGCUGGUGCGUCAGUCCGGACAAGGAGUGUCCAUCGCUAUACAAAACUUACUCCAGCAACACCUGCAAGACUUGUAAAUGUUGUAAACAAGAAUGCAACACCAAUAGCAAGUGCAAGAAGCGUGGAGGAUCCUGCAAGAAGACAUGUUCAGAGGAUGAAAGCGAAUUUCUGAAGGAUUGUAAAGAAAAGGGAUGCAAGUGUUGUGUAGCGGGAAAAGAGUGUAAGAUAAAGAAGAAGUGCGAGAAGCGUGGCGGGUCCUGCAAGAAGCAGUGUUCGCCCAGCGAGAAGGAGGUGAAGAAGGGCUGUCGAGGACGGAAGUGCAAGUGUUGCGUGGCCGGAGGUGGUAAGUGUUGUACACACUUUACUGGUUGUGUCGUGGUGGAAAGUGCUGUAUACGCUUUACUGGUUGUGUGGUGGGGAUAAGUGUUGUACACACUUUGUUGGUUGUGUGAUGGAUAUAAUUUAUUGGUCGCUUUCGUCCACUUGCAUCCAGAGAGAUUUUUAGGACCUUUUGAAUAU